AUGUUUUUCAACAGAUUAAACGCCGGCAAGUUGCUGGUACCACUAACCGUGGUCCUGUAUGCACUUUUCGUGGUGAUAUUACCUUUACAGAAUUCUGUUCAUUCCUCGAAUGUCUUGGUUAAAGGUGCUGAUGAUGUCGAAAACUAUGGAACCGUUAUUGGUAUCGAUUUGGGUACCACUUAUUCCUGUGUUGCUGUUAUGAAGAACGGUAAGACUGAAAUUCUUGCCAAUGAACAAGGUAAUAGAAUAACUCCAUCUUACGUGGCUUUUACCGACGACGAAAGGUUGAUUGGUGAUGCUGCAAAGAACCAAGUCGCCGCUAACCCACAAAACACCAUUUUCGACAUUAAGAGAUUGAUUGGUUUGAAAUACAAUGACAGAUCUGUUCAAAAAGAUAUUAAGCAUUUGCCAUUCAAUGUGGUUAACAAAGAUGGCAAACCAGCCGUUGAAGUCGCUGUUAAAGGUGAAAAGAAAGUCUUCACUCCAGAGGAAAUUUCUGGUAUGAUCUUGGGUAAAAUGAAACAAAUUGCUGAGGAUUACUUGGGCACUAAGGUUACACACGCAGUUGUUACUGUUCCAGCUUACUUCAAUGACGCUCAAAGACAGGCUACCAAGGAUGCUGGUAUCAUUGCUGGUUUGAAUGUUUUGAGAAUUGUUAAUGAACCAACUGCAGCCGCCAUUGCCUACGGUUUAGAUAAAUCUGACAAAGAACAUCAAAUCAUCGUCUAUGACUUAGGUGGUGGUACUUUCGAUGUCUCCUUAUUGUCUAUUGAAAAUGGUGUUUUCGAAGUUCAAGCCACUUCCGGUGAUACCCAUUUGGGUGGUGAAGAUUUCGAUUACAAGAUCGUUCGUCAAUUGUUGAAAGCUUUCAAGAAGAAGCAUGGUAUUGAUGUUUCCGAUAACAAGAAGGCUUUAGCAAAAUUGAAGAGAGAAGCUGAAAAGGCUAAACGUGCUUUAUCCAGUCAAAUGUCCACUCGUAUCGAAAUCGAUUCUUUCGUUGAUGGUAUUGAUUUGAGUGAAACUUUAACUAGAGCUAAAUUUGAAGAAUUAAACUUGGAUCUUUUCAGAAAGACUUUGAAACCUGUUGAAAAAGUUUUGGAAGAUUCCGGUUUGGAAAAGAAGGAUGUCGAUGAUAUUGUCUUGGUUGGUGGUUCUACUAGAAUUCCAAAGGUCCAACAAUUAUUAGAAUCUUUCUUUGAUGGUAAGAAGGCCUCUAAGGGUAUUAACCCAGAUGAAGCCGUUGCAUUCGGUGCCGCUGUUCAAGCAGGUGUCUUGUCUGGUGAAGAAGGUGUCGAAGAUAUUGUUUUGUUGGAUGUUAACGCUUUGACUCUUGGUAUCGAAACCACUGGUGGUGUCAUGACUCCAUUGAUCAAGAGAAACACUGCUAUUCCAACCAAGAAAUCUCAAAUUUUCUCUACUGCCGUUGACAACCAACCAACUGUUAUGAUCAAGGUUUACGAAGGUGAAAGAGCCAUGUCUAAGGACAACAAUCUAUUAGGUAAGUUUGAAUUGACUGGUAUCCCACCAGCACCAAGAGGUGUCCCACAGAUUGAAGUCACAUUUGCCCUAGACGCUAAUGGUAUCUUAAAGGUUUCUGCCACUGAUAAGGGUACCGGUAAAUCUGAAUCCAUCACAAUCACUAACGAUAAAGGCAGAUUAACUCAAGACGAAAUAGACAGAAUGGUAGAAGAAGCUGAAAAAUUUGCCUCCGAAGACGCUUCUAUCAAGGCCAAGGUCGAAGCCAGAAACAAGUUGGAAAACUACGCCCACUCUUUGAAGAACCAAGUCAACGGUGAUUUGGGUGAAAAGCUAGAAGAAGAAGACAAGGAAACAUUAUUAGAUGCUUCUAACGACGUUUUGGAAUGGUUAGAUGACAACUUCGAAACCGCCAUGGCCGAAGACUUCGAUGAAAAGUUUGACUCCCUAUCAAAGGUUGCUUAUCCAAUUACCUCUAAGUUGUACGGUAACGCUGAUGGCUCUGCUGCUGGUGAUUAUGACGACGAUGAAGAUGAAGAUGACGAUGGUGAUUAUUUCGAACAUGAUGAAUUGUAG
Messenger RNA from Saccharomyces eubayanus, 2052 nucleotides. It is a transcript of the gene KAR2, whose product is annotated as Hsp70 family ATPase KAR2. Gene Ontology annotation, cellular component: endoplasmic reticulum chaperone complex; nucleus; membrane. The record is from RefSeq and is a predicted model, not a curated record. Gene Ontology annotation, biological process: protein refolding; endoplasmic reticulum unfolded protein response; cellular response to unfolded protein. Gene Ontology annotation, molecular function: ATP hydrolysis activity; ATP-dependent protein folding chaperone; ATP binding. The transcript has a single exon. Lineage: Eukaryota; Fungi; Ascomycota; Saccharomycetes; Saccharomycetales; Saccharomycetaceae. Bases 1 to 2052 code for a protein of 683 amino acids.